Penaeus vannamei (Pacific white shrimp) is the source of this 1096-nucleotide messenger RNA. RefSeq lists its product as uncharacterized. NCBI's taxonomy places the organism in Eukaryota, Metazoa, Arthropoda, Malacostraca, Decapoda, Penaeidae. The record is from RefSeq and is a predicted model, not a curated record.
CCUUGCUCAAAACACAACUGUCUGUAGCAGAAUAAAGUUGGCUAAAAUACAGAGAAAUAAACGAUGGAUAUUGCUCUAUCUUCACCACCGGAACAGCAGUUUAUUGUGUGGUGUUCAUUAUCAAACAAUUACUGUGCAUUGGUAUGACCGAAGCGCUGUCAGAAUACCAGAGUAUGACCACGAGAGGAUUGCAUUUGGAAAUAAUUAAGAGAAAACAAAUCGGAAUUGAGCGCACGGCAGCCUCCUCGACUCGACCUCGUUAAAGCAAACAACAACAACAAACAGCUUCUUCCGACCCUUCACCGCAGUGCCAUGGCGACCCUCACACGAGUCUCCCGCAGGUUCAUAGGCACCGCAAUCCCUGUUAGACUGGGGUGGAAUCCUGCCGCUUCUACCGAAAGAUUUCACCACACUGUGGGUUAUACAGCAUCAAAAGUAAAUAAAUAUGUGUUAUGGCAAAGUUUCCCUCGAACUGUGAUGAAUAAUAACAGCUUCUGCACAGAAGGAAGUCUAACACAGGCGGAGAUAAAACGAGCAGUUGACAAUAUAUCUGAGAAAUUCACAGAAGCCAUGGAACUUAUGAAUGAUGCGAGAUCAUCAGCAGGGACUGUAUAUUUCUCGGAAGAUAUGGAAGAUACCACAGCACAAGUACAGGAAACCCUUCAAGAUUAUCAUGCGCUACUAGAAAGACUAACAGAAAAACAGAAGAAACAGGUCAUACAAUCAAUAGGUCUGAAAAUGGAAGAGCUCAAGGCACAGAUGUCAUUACUUCAAGACCUAGCCAGAGAAUAAGUAACUGAAAAGUAUGCCUUUCCAAUUAGUUUGCUAUAUAUGCAAAAGUUCUAGUAUGGUUUAAAUUUCUAUAAAGAAAUGUCGAUCUCUUAUUUCUUGAGAAGCAUUUAGUGCCAUGUAUUUUUCUUUAAAUAUGAAACUAGAGGGUACAGGAUGAAAGCACAUUGCUAUUUUUUUUCCUCAUUAUUAUUAUUGUUGUUAUUAUUUGCUGAAAAGACUAUACAUGUUCUCUUGUCAAAAUAUAUAUACAUACUUAUUUUUCAAGGAAAAUGUACAGCAGUCAAAUAUAGACAUGUUUUUGUAA